Messenger RNA from Carassius auratus (goldfish), 1254 nucleotides. Its product is annotated as replication factor C subunit 2-like. The record is from RefSeq and is a predicted model, not a curated record. The coding region runs from base 44 to 1105 and encodes 353 amino acids. Gene Ontology annotation, biological process: DNA-templated DNA replication; DNA repair. The transcript has 11 exons. Gene Ontology annotation, cellular component: nucleus; DNA replication factor C complex. NCBI's taxonomy places the organism in Eukaryota, Metazoa, Chordata, Actinopteri, Cypriniformes, Cyprinidae. Gene Ontology annotation, molecular function: ATP binding; DNA binding; DNA clamp loader activity.
UUUGUUCCUGUUGUGGCGGGAAUGUGUGCUACUCGCAGGCAACAUGGAUGUUGAAAUGAAAGAAGCAGACAUUGAACAAAGUCAAGCCGACGGAGCGCCUAAAAAGGAUGAUACUGCACCGAAAUCAUCAACGAAUGCUUAUGAACUACCAUGGGUUGAAAAAUACAGACCUCUGAAGUUGAAUGAAAUCGUUGGAAAUGAGGAAACUGUCAGCAGACUGGAGGUGUUUGCAAGAGAAGGAAAUGUGCCCAACAUCAUCAUCGCUGGUCCUCCUGGCACUGGAAAAACGACCAGCAUUUUGUGUUUGGCCAGAGCUCUUCUUGGUCCAGCCAUGAAAGACGCUGUGCUUGAGUUGAAUGCCUCAAAUGACCGUGGAAUUGAUGUAGUGAGAAACAAAAUCAAAAUGUUUGCCCAGCAAAAGGUCACACUCCCUAAAGGUCGCCACAAGAUCAUAAUCUUGGAUGAGGCUGACAGCAUGACAGAUGGAGCCCAGCAGGCUCUCAGAAGAACCAUGGAGAUCUACUCCAAAACCACACGCUUUGCUCUGGCAUGUAAUGCAUCAGAUAAGAUCAUUGAGCCCAUCCAGUCCCGCUGCGCGGUGCUGCGUUACAGCAAGCUCAGAGACGAGCAGAUCAUGAUGCGUCUGACGGAGGUGGUUGAGCAGGAGAACUUACAUGUCACCAACGACGGCCUAGAGGCCAUCAUCUUCACCGCGCAAGGGGACAUGAGACAGGCUCUGAAUAACUUGCAGUCAACAAAUUCUGGAUUUGGUUACAUCAACAGUGAAAAUGUGUUUAAGGUGUGUGAUGAGCCACAUCCUCUGCUGGUUAAAAGCAUGCUGGAGCACUGUGUCAAUGCCAACAUUGAUGAAGCCUACAAGGUCAUUGAGCAGCUUUGGUCACUCGGAUACUCACCAGAGGACAUCAUUGGAAACAUCUUUAGAGUGUGUAAGACCUUUCAGAUGGCUGAAUAUUUGAAGCUGGAAUAUAUUAAGGAAAUUGGCUACACACAUAUGAAAGUGGCAGAAGGAGUGAACUCUCUGUUACAGAUGGCUGGGCUGUUGGGUCGCCUGUGCAGCAAGACUGCUGCACCUGAUGCCAGCUAAAGACAAGAGAUGUUAUCAAAUGAUCACAGCCUCAGUGUUCUUUAACUCCAGAACAUGUACUAAGACUUUUAUAUUUUGUAAAAGAAAAAAAAAAUCAUAAUUGUGAAAAUGACAAAUUGCAUUAAUAAAAAUUAACAAAAUCCUUCUUA